CUGCUAUAUCCCUGCCCGAGCCUUUGCGUAUGGGUUACAAUGGAUGUUAGCACUCACAAGCUGCUAGAGUCGGCCACAAUCCGGACUCUGCACGGGCAGAAUUUCUCGCGAUCCUCGACCGAGGCGACCCAUGUUCUGACGGAUCUGCUUUCGCGUUACCUGACUGUUUUGUCGCAGUCGUGCAAGAAGUAUGCAGAGCAAGCCGGGAGGCUGAAUCUAACUGUGCGCGAUGCGGGGUGUGCUCUUGAGGAGAUGGGGACAAGCAUCGAAGAACUACGUGAUUAUUGUGGCUCGGAAGGUAAGGAGCUAGGGAGAUAUGGGGUACAGACGAGGAAUAGACUUGAAGAUUUGAAGGAAUACAAGGCUGUUCUGUCCGAGGGGCUCCGGCAAGAGUACGAUGCCAUACCUUUGGUGUAUGCGCCCGUUCCAGAGGGACUGUCGUUGUCGGAAGGGGAAUCAGAAGAGCUUGACGAGGAGUCCGCGGAAUCCGGUGACGAACAAGUAACACCCGAGGCGCAGGUGAAUCCUGUCCUGAACGAAGACGAGACUGAGGCGACGCAAAAGGACGAGAGCCUAUCAGCACCCAGUGGUCCGAGAAGGCCAUCGUCACCACCGUUACCGCUUUCACCAGUUUCGAAUCCGGCGUCUCCUCCAGCUAGGAAGAGACAAAGGAUGAUGGAUUGGGACCCACCUGAAUAUGUUCCUGAUUUCCUUCCUCCAUUUCCUGGCGAACUUCAUCCACCCUCCAGAGAACCAUCACCUCGUCCGGCGGCGGAAUCAGCGACAGCUGGAGCUGAGCCACUCCCCACACCCCUCACCCAGCCUCUUACCUCCGCCUCUUCUUCCGAUUAUCUUACCCCCGUACCGUAUUCUGAAUCAUCACUCUCGUCUGUGCCGGAAUGGCACCUGCCGAAACCACCAUCGUCUCCGGGACUUGAGACGUCCCAUUCGAGACCAUUCGUCCUUCCGACUCCGCAAAUACAACCAACGCUGCUCGCAGCGUAUCAUCAUAUCCUUACGCACCCUCCCCCGCCCACAACAGGCGGCGGGAAUCCGAGUAAACACAAGGUCGCCCUGGCCCUCAUUGCAGAAAACCAGCGGCGCCCGCGGUGGGACCCGCCAGACACCUUGUACGCUAGCGUACAGCCAUGCCCGCCCCGUGUUGCGGCCAUUAUGCCCACCUAUCCUGUACCCAUCAACGCGCCGCCCACGCCAACAGAAGGCAAGGGUGACAAGACUCCUGACCCGAAUAAGGAGAAGAAGUCGGGUCUCCCUUCUGCCCCACCGAAGCCUGUCGCGCCGACCGAACGCAUUGCGCCCAUGAUCAGCCAACAGUCCUCACGUAUCCCAGAGUUGGCUAGGCAGAUCCUGCCGAGUUCCGUGUAUACACGGACGACGCGGCUGACUCACCCUCCUGUGCUCAUGAAAGGCACUCAGAAGCUUACCUAUGGGCCUGGUAUGAACGCGCCUUGGAAUUCUAUGGCGGCGCCAACCCCAGCCGGCGGCAAAGCGAAGGACAAGGACAAAGAUAAGGAGCCAGAGGAGAAAGACGAGGCGCCCAAGGUAUUGCCGGACGCGCGUUUCUAUGCGACGUGGGAUUACGAGCCGAAAGUGUUCUGGGACCCAAUACGAGGGAUACCGAAGAGAGCUCGGCAGGGAAGCAUCCAGGUCGGCGGCAGCAAUGCACAUGGUGGAUCGAGGGGUACCAAACGAGCCCAUGGAGAUUAGCUUACUUGUACUAUUACACGUUG
Gloeophyllum trabeum ATCC 11539 is the source of this 1751-nucleotide messenger RNA. RefSeq lists its product as uncharacterized. The transcript has 3 exons. Gene Ontology annotation, molecular function: protein heterodimerization activity. Lineage: Eukaryota; Fungi; Basidiomycota; Agaricomycetes; Gloeophyllales; Gloeophyllaceae. Bases 40 to 1728 code for a protein of 562 amino acids. The record is from RefSeq and is a predicted model, not a curated record.